Puma concolor (puma) is the source of this 516-nucleotide messenger RNA. RefSeq names its product interleukin 26 (gene IL26). Lineage: Eukaryota; Metazoa; Chordata; Mammalia; Carnivora; Felidae. The record is from RefSeq and is a predicted model, not a curated record.
AUGCAGGCGAAUUGCAUUUUGAGGUCUGGGUUGCUGUUUGCCACUCUGUCUCUUGUCAUCGCCAAGCACAAGCAAUCUUCCUCUGCGAAAGGUUGUUACCCAAGGGGCACACUGUCCCAAGCUGUUGACAGACUCUACGUCAAGGCGGCAUGGCUCAAAGCAACAAUUCCAGAAGACCGCAUUAAAAAUAUACGAUUAUUAAAAAAGAAAACAAAAAAGCUAUUUAUGAAAAACUGCAGAUUCCAAGAACAGCUUCUGUCCUUCUUCAUGGACGAUGUUUUUGGUCAACUCCAAUUACAAGUCUGCAAGGAAAGACACUUUGUGGAAGAAUUUCAUAGCCUUAGGCAGCAAUUGAGCCGCUGUAUUUCAUGUGCUUCAUCAGCUAGAGAGAUGAAAACGAUUACCCGGAUGAAAAGAACAUUUUAUGGGAUUGGAAACAAAGGAAUCUACAAAGCUGUCAGUGAACUGGAUAUUCUUCUUUCCUGGAUUAAACAAUUCCUGGAAAGCAUCAAGUAA